Rodentolepis nana is the source of this 357-nucleotide messenger RNA. The record is from the annotation of a GenBank genome assembly. Lineage: Eukaryota; Metazoa; Platyhelminthes; Cestoda; Cyclophyllidea; Hymenolepididae.
AUGAAAGGAAGCAUGAGCAAAUUGGGCUGUCCUUACGAGCAAUAUAAGUCCCUACUCGAGGAAUCUGAUUACAUACUCGACAUAUACGAGCGAUCGCGAACUGAUGAAAGCAAGUACCCCCUCGGUUUCAUGAAAUACGUGUACGAGAGACUACUGAGAAGUAUUAACGGCUUUGUCAAUAAAGCUGGCAUUCUACAAUCGCAGCUCAGUCAUUUUGACCCCUCAAUUCGUUUGCGAAGUUCCGCAAUUGAUGGUGAUUUCUCAAUACCUUGUGGAGAAGCUCUUCAAAAGCUGCACAAAUCGAUUGGGCGUUUAGAAGGUUAUCGUGACAAAAUUGAUACCUUAAUACAUAAGUAA